Messenger RNA from Trematosphaeria pertusa, 1170 nucleotides. RefSeq lists its product as uncharacterized. The coding region runs from base 258 to 866 and encodes 202 amino acids. The transcript is spliced from 2 exons. NCBI's taxonomy places the organism in Eukaryota, Fungi, Ascomycota, Dothideomycetes, Pleosporales, Trematosphaeriaceae. The record is from RefSeq and is a predicted model, not a curated record.
GAGAAAAUGGCUCUCGACGCUUGGACGGGCUGCCGCUGGCUGGGAGGGCUUCGCAUCAUUCGAAUAACGGUGCAGCGUCGCAUUGCAAUGCUCGCGCCAGAUGAUGUGACUGGGUGGCUGCUGGACGUCGCGCGGCCAGAAUUGUCGGUCCCGCCUUUGCCAAGCCCAGCACCGUCCCGCUCAGAAACUUUCUCCCUCCGCCAAUCCACCACGCACCGCGCGAACAUCUCCGACAAGCCCCGCGUAUCGCCCUCAGGAUGGCCCCGACGCGGCCACCAAAGAAGCAGACGAAGGGAUUCUCGGUUGGGCCUGCCAAUCUGCCCGACGGCACCCACAAGCGGAAAGUGCAAAAGAUCAAGAAGGAUCUCAUCUAUAAGGCGAAGCUCAAGAAGCAGUACGCCAAGCUCAAAGCCCGGGAGCAAGCCGCUGCUGCCGCCACCGCGCAGAAGUCCGUCCACGACCGCGAGGACGGCGCCGACAGGACGCAGGAGGAAUCCACCGAGCCCGCACCAGAGCCCAACCUCGAGCCGCACCCGGAUCGACUGAAGAUGCUGGAGAAUGGCUCACCGGAGCCGGGACCGGAGCCAGCAUCUACACAGCACCACGAUCGGCGGGGGAGACGGUCGCGCCCCCAGCCGUUCAAGAGGGAGGCAGAGCUUGGGCAGAGGAAAAGAGAGGAAGCGGAGGCACGCCGGAAGGCACGCGAAGAGGCAGAGAAGGAACGCGCCAGAAAAGCCGCCGAGAGAGAGCGUAUCCGCAAGCUGAUGUCGAAGGCCAGGAGUAGCGGUCCCAACGGGCAGCGGAAGCUUGGCCGCGAGAGCACUGUCCUUCUGGAAAAGGCGAAGCGACUGGUGGGGAAGACCUAAGAUCCUCCACCGGACAUUGAUGCACCGAUGACUGCGUAUUGCUCGCAAUGGCCGCCUCUUCGAGGCUCGUACUGCAUUACCUGCGUCGGGGAAGCACCCGUGCGAUAAGAUAAGAGGCCCACGAUAUGCACAUUCCCGGCCGCCAUCAGACUGCUUGGCUUGGGAAAUGCCGCUUUGCAGACGGGCUUCAUACCGUAGUAACUAGCGCAAAGCAUCUCCAACACCGACCCAUCUGGAGGGCGGCAAGCGUUUAGUAUUCGCCGCCUAUAGUAUACCCGUCUGAGCGGAGAUUCGAUGGUCCGAA